This is a messenger RNA of Trichomycterus rosablanca, 513 nucleotides long. Its product is annotated as cerebellin-1-like. Bases 1 to 513 code for a protein of 170 amino acids. The transcript is spliced from 5 exons. Gene Ontology annotation, cellular component: synaptic cleft; glutamatergic synapse. NCBI's taxonomy places the organism in Eukaryota, Metazoa, Chordata, Actinopteri, Siluriformes, Trichomycteridae. Gene Ontology annotation, biological process: maintenance of synapse structure. Gene Ontology annotation, molecular function: protein binding. The record is from RefSeq and is a predicted model, not a curated record.
AUGCAUCUUGAAUCAGACAUCUUUUCCAAAUUUUUGGAAUGUGUUGAAGAUAUCAAACGAGUCCAGAAGAUAAUUAGCCACAUCAGUCAGCAUUUUAAAUUGCACGUGUAUGAAGGCCGUGUGGCCUUUUCUGCCACUCGCCAAACCAACCAUGAACCCACAGAUAUGAGCAAUCGUACCAUGAUCAUCUACUUUGACCAGAUCUUGGUAAAUGUGGGUGGUCAUUUUGACCAAGAAAGCAGUGUCUUCUUAGCUCCAAAGAGAGGGGUGUACAGUUUCAACUUUUAUGUGGUAAAAGCCUACAACAGACAAACUAUACAGGUAAGCCUGAUGCUGAAAGGAUGGCCAACCAUUUCUGCCUUUGCUGGGGACCAGGAUGUAACCCGAGAGGCAGAAACUAAUUCUAUAUUACUUAAAAGAGAUGAUAAGGCCUACUUAAAACUGGAACGAGGCAACCUUAUGGGGGGCUGGAAAUAUUCCACUUUUUCUGGCUUCCUGGUCUUCCCAUUAUAA